This is a messenger RNA of Paramecium sonneborni, 1031 nucleotides long. Lineage: Eukaryota; Ciliophora; Oligohymenophorea; Peniculida; Parameciidae. The record is from the annotation of a GenBank genome assembly.
AUGUAAACAAUUCAUUUGAAAAAUUUAUUAAAGGAUAAUAGAGAAUUAAAGAAAUAGUUCACAUUAAAUAAAAAGUUUGAUAUAACUUCAGUACCAAUUUUAGUUAGAAAUAAAAGUUGCGAAUGUUUAGAAUGCGGUGGAUAAAUUAUUAAAUAAAUUGAAGAACAAAAAAUCAAUAUCAAAUUACCUGUUAAAUACAUUCCUAAAUUUAUAACUUAACAUGAAAAAUUAAAAAGGCUCAACCUUUACUCAAAAAAAGAAUAAAAUACAUAAAAGUAUUUGAUAUUUUAAAUGUUAGUAUGGAUUUCUUGUCUAUUGCUCCAAAAAGAAAUUAAUUGUAAUUUACUAAUUUAAAUGAAUAACCUUUAAUAAGUCCUACUUUAGAAUAACCUAAAAGAGAUAUGAGAAAAUUAAGUAGACUCAUAGAAAAAUAUGAAACUACUAGAAUUGACAUAAUUUAAUAAUGUAAAACCUUGCCUGAUGCCGCAUCUAAAUCUUAAAAUCAAUAUAAAUAUUUGAACAGAUAAAAAACUUAACAUUAUUCAUAUAUCAAAAUUCUACCUUUAGGUAAUGAUGAAUAAAUAAAAUCUGAAACCAAUAGCAAUCAUCGCAAAAAUUCAUCUCAAAAAACUCCUUUAAGAAAUUAGGUUUAUAAAGAAUUAAAUGAAAAUACAAUUUUAAGAUAGUUGUAAACUCCAAUAUUAUAAAAAUCUAAAUUUUCAAAUUAUCCAAUAUUAGAUUUUUCUGAUGGAAUAAGAAAAGCUAUGGAAAAGAUUAAAGAAAUAGAUGAAUUUUCUAAUAAUAGUAAAAUUGUAAGUACUUAAUUCAAUGAAGAUUCUAAAAAUAAAAAUAGAGGAGCUAUUUUGUUGAAAUCUAUUUUAGAUUGUACAAAACUUUUAGAAAAAAAUCCAAAAUAGUUAAAAAAGCUAGAUGUUUUUGUAAGAGCUAAAUCGCUAAAUCGGAAAUUAAGUAAACAUGAGAGAAUCUACUCACCAUCAAAGAUUUAUUUACCUAAAAUCAUUAGAAGAUGA